UUUAUUUUGAAAACUGCAGACAGGAAAUGCUGUUUGUUAGGGGCAAUCGAGGUACUUCUCAUUGGCUUGUUGUCGUACCAUGCAGCUAGCGUUAGCUCGUUAGUUCAGGCUUACUCCAUUUAAUUAAGCACAAUUUAUAGCUGACAAGGGGUCCAGUGACGGAAGCAACAUGUUGGUGCCCAUAUUCACUCUUAAACUUAACCACAAGAUUAACCCUCGCAUGGUAACUAUUGGAAAGUUUGAUGGAGUCCAUCCAUGUCUUACUGCAGCUACACAGGCUGGCAAGGUUUUUAUUCACAACCCUCACACACGUGGUCAGAGACCUGUAGCUCAUCGACUCAGCCAGAGCACCCAGGAUUCUGACAUUUCUCUGCUCAACAUAAACCAGGCCGUCACUUGCCUGACGGCAGGAACAUUGCGACCAAAUACCACAGGGGAUACUCUGUUAGUUGGCUCCCAGACUAACUUGCUGGCCUAUGAUGUCCAUGACAAUGCUGAUAUAUUCUACAGAGAGGUGACAGAUGGAGCCAAUGCUAUUGUGUUGGGAAGUCUCGGGAGCAUCCCAACUCCACUUGCAAUCAUUGGAGGGAACUGCGCCUUACAAGGCUUUGACUUUGAGGGCAAUGACCACUUUUGGACAGUAACUGGAGAUAAUGUUAGAUCUCUGGUGCUCUGUGACUUUACUGGGGAUGGAAAAAAUGAGCUCCUGGUAGGAUCUGAGGACUUUGAUAUCAGGGUAUUUAAAGAGGAUGAACUUGUGUCUGAAAUGACUGAAAAUGAGACAGUAACUUCAUUGUGCCAUAUGCAUGGCAGCAGGUUCGGCUAUGCUUUGGCUAAUGGCACCGUAGGAGUCUAUGAUCACACCGCUCGCUAUUGGAGGAUCAAGUCUAAAAAUCAUGCGAUGAGCAUACAUGCCUUUGAUUUGAAUGCUGAUGGCGUUGUGGAGCUAAUCACUGGCUGGUCCAAUGGAAAGAUUGAUGCUCGCAGUGACCGGACGGGCGAAGUUAUUUUCAAAGACAAUCUAUCUAGUUCUGUGGCCGGAGUGGUGGAGGGAGACUACAGGUUGGACGGACAGAAACAACUCAUUUGCACAUCUAUAGAGGGAGAGGUCCGUGGUUACCUUCCAGCCAGUAAGGAACUGAAAGGGAAUCUUAUGGACUCGAGUGCUGAACAGGACCUUGUUAGAGAGCUCAGCCAGCGCAGACAGAAUCUGCUGCUUGAGCUACGUAAUUAUGAAGAAAAUGCCAAGGGUGUGGCUGAGACAAAUAGUGGAAUGGGCGUCAUACCAGCUAACACUCAACUCCAGACAGCGCUGUCAGUGAGACCUGCUACAGAGGACCAGAAGGCUCAUGUUGAACUGAGCAUUUCAACACCAAAUGAAACGAUCAUUCGCGCAGUGCUCAUCUUUGCAGAAGGGAUAUUUGAAGGAGAGAGUCACGUUGUCCACCCCAGUGCCCAGAACUUGUCAGGCUGUAUCAGAGUGCCCAUUGUUCCUCCAAAAGACAUACCAGUAGAUUUGCACAUCAAAGCAUUUGUUGGAGGGAAAACUAGCACCCAGUUUCAUGUGUUUGAAAUCACUCGUCACCUGCCACGUUUUUCUAUGUAUGACAUCACCACUGACUCCUCUGCCGCUCCACCCACCGGAUGGGUUACCUUCAGCAUCAGUGAUCGACCACAGAGGGUGGUCAUGUGGCUGAAUCAAAACUUCCUGCUACCAGAAGGGAUAGACAGCCCUGAUGUGACUUUUAAUUUACUAAGAGGAGGGGGACUGUUGUCCAUCAGCAUGGCCAGCAACGGACAGAUGACUCUAAGAACAGAUGACAUUGACCUGUCAGGAGAUCUGAUCCAGUCACUGGCUUCCUUUCUAGCAAUAGAGGACUUGUCAGCAGAGGCAGAUUUCCCAGGAUACUUUGAGGAGCUACGCACUACACUCACUGAGGUAGAUGAGUUCCACUCCGUCCAUCAGAAGUUAACUGCAGCUUUGGCUGACCACUCUAAUUACAUAAGGAACAUGCUGGUGCAAGCAGAGGACGCUCGCCUUAUGGGUGACAUGACAACAAUGAAGAAGCGUUACAGAGAGCUGUAUGAUCUAAAUAGAGAUCUUAUCAACGAGUAUAAAAUCCGCUCCAACAAUCACAGUGCCCUGCUGGCCUGCCUCAAGUCAGUGAAUCAGGCUAUACAGCGGGUUGGUAGACUCAGAGUGGGUAAGCCCAAGAACCAAGUAAUCUCUGCCUGUCGAGACGCCAUCAAGAGCAAUAACAUCAAUGCACUGUUCAGGACCAUGAGAGCUGGCACUGCAUCUUCCUGAUGGUGAAAGAAAGGGGAUCCAAGAAUAGAGGAAGAGAUGCACACAAGCAUAGUCGACACAAGCACUGUAACACUGGAUAUACUGCAGAAUCAUGAGCCUGGUGCAGGAAUACAACCUUGCACUGUGUAAUUGAGACGCUGUUGUAGCCUUAAACUAACUAGCUGUUACAUUUGACACCAGCUUCUUCAAACAUAACAUUCUGCAAGCACAAAAAUAUGCUGAGCACAGAUUUAGUAUACUGGGGAAAAAAGUUAGUUUAGCUAUGUGGCUUUUAGGACUGUCAACUGUUGACAUUAGAGUAGAGGUUAGCCGCCAUUAAAAACUAAACAAUUUCUAGACUACAGCUGGACCAAAACUGGGAGUGGCGUUUCUCAAAGGCGAUGAAACAAAAAUUGCCUUAACAUGGUGAUGCUGGGGAAAAAUGGAUUCUAACUUUGAUUUAAAAGGUCCAAGAUGUUAAGAAUGUGUAAUGGAAGUUCUAGAUUAUGUUGCACGGUUGUCAUAAGAACAACUGCUUCAGCAAUGAUUUGAGUGUCAGCAUUCUGCUUAAUUCAGCUGACACGUGAUGUUUAGAGAGUGCAUACCUAGAACAAAACGGAGAGAGCAGCCACCGCUCAUAUAAGAGCCGUGCCAGUGAAUUCACCAGUGGCCCAGAUCACUGUGUAGUGACAGUUCACUCAGACUCAGGUCUUACCGCCGUUGUGUGUUUGCAUUUGUUUAGCCAAAGAACUAUAAUAAAUGAACAAAUAUCACAGACUUACACUGUGUAUAUAACUUAUUUACGUUUGUAGUCUGAGCACAGCUUGUAAUUGUUUGUUUGUGUCAGAAACUGUUUUAAAAUUGUUUGGGUUGUGUAACUGUUGAUUUUGUUGUUGUAAUCAAAUAAAACUGAUUUCUUUUCAGAAAA
Betta splendens (Siamese fighting fish) is the source of this 3215-nucleotide messenger RNA. It is a transcript of the gene bbs2, whose product is annotated as Bardet-Biedl syndrome 2. The record is from RefSeq and is a predicted model, not a curated record. Gene Ontology annotation, cellular component: ciliary basal body; membrane; BBSome. The transcript has 18 exons. Gene Ontology annotation, molecular function: protein binding. Gene Ontology annotation, biological process: non-motile cilium assembly. The coding region runs from base 170 to 2308 and encodes 712 amino acids. NCBI's taxonomy places the organism in Eukaryota, Metazoa, Chordata, Actinopteri, Anabantiformes, Osphronemidae.